Molecule: messenger RNA, 790 nt
Organism: Syzygium oleosum
Lineage: Eukaryota; Viridiplantae; Streptophyta; Magnoliopsida; Myrtales; Myrtaceae
Exons: 1
Coding region: 215-658 (147 amino acids)
Source: RefSeq, a predicted model, not a curated record
UACAACCCCCUCCAAUACGUACACAAAUUUAACUCUCGCAUCCAAAAUUCAAAAUCCAAAGCACCAAGCCAACACCAUCGUCCCAAAUAAAGGCAAGAGCCACCAUAGUCAUCAUCAUCACCACUCCGUCCACGUACGUAACCUUCCCCUCAUCUCCCACCACCACCUCCAGGCUCCAUCUCCAUCUCCAUCUCCAUCUUCUUCCUCAAGGAGAAUGGCUCUUCCCACGGAAGAGAUGAAGACCAAGGCCGAGGUGUACCACGGCGACGAGAUCUGCCGCGAGAAGCUGAACCUCCUCCUGGCGGAGAUCGGCCUCCCCAACGGCCUCGUCACGGCGUCCCAGGAGAUCGAGGAGUACGGCUUCGUCAAGGCCGUGGGGCUGGUGUGGCUCAAGCACCGGAAGAAGGCCGAGCAGAAGGUGGCCGACAAUGUGGUCGUCUCCUACGACACCGUGGUGUCGGCCUACGUCGAGCCCCACCGGAUCCGCAAGCUCCGCGGGGUGAAGGCCAAGGAGUUCCUCAACGUCUGGGUGAAGCUGAGCGAGAUCCACGUCAACGACGGCGAUGCGGGCGGCAAGCCCGCCACCGCCGAGCUCAUGAUCACGUUCAAGACCCCGGUGGGGCUCUCCCGGUCGUUCCCGGUCUCGGCGUUCGAAUAGCGCCGGCGCCGGAGGUGGUGACAAUUGGUUGGAACAGGGGGCCAAAAACGCAAAAGUAUUGAAUUGUUGCUAAUUUGUACAAAAAGAAGGUACCCAAUAACACUAUUAUCUCUAAUUUGAUUUAUUUAAAAA